Molecule: messenger RNA, 1803 nt
Organism: Cladocopium goreaui
Lineage: Eukaryota; Dinophyceae; Suessiales; Symbiodiniaceae
Source: the annotation of a GenBank genome assembly
AUGGCCAUCUCUCUUGAGUACCGCUUCACAUUCAUCAAUGUUUUGGAGGAGAUGGACUACGAACGCUCUGCCGUCCUGAGCCGACGUUCCAGCAGCUUGCCGCCUUCGAGGACCCGCACGGAAAGCUGUGAUGCUCUUGAGUGUGAUGAGAAGGACGGACAAUACGUGCAGACGCUGACGGAGAAACUCCCAUCGAUUUUCGGCGCUCAGGUCCAGGUAGCUGAGGAGGAGAUACUCUCUAGCACCAUGAAGGCGCAGGACAGCGAAGCAGAUGCUGCCGAUGCUGCCAUUCAGUCCUGGAGCACUGCUGAGGUCACGGACGUCACCGAAGUCAGCGACCUUGUCAGCGAGUCCAACGAGGAGUCGAUCGAUCCCGGAUCUCCCGGAUCCAACUUUUCCAGUGCAUCCAACCCAGGCAGCGUGGGGCAUCCCGAGCUAUGCCGACGUCCAUGCAUCUACUUCGCUGCGGGGCAGUGCCGCAACAGCGCUGACUGCAACUUCUGCCAUUUGUCGCAUGCCCACCGUUCGGCAACGCUCGACAAGAACCAACGCAAGAUGAUCAAGGAGCUCAGCAAACAUGAGUUCCUGAGCUUGCUCUUGCGAUGCCUUCGAAACAAGGCCGCGCAAGGACAGUUCGAAGAGGAAGCCGAUGAAGUUUUGACGCUCUUUGAAGAACGUCUCAGUCAGGAAGUGGAAAUGGAGUCAAAGGUGGGUGCCAAGGUCAACAAUUUGGAGCGAGCGUUGGCGCGAAUGACCUUCUUUAGCGUGGCCAGUCUUACUACACGUGCCCAAUUUGACAAGGUCUUCCUUGAGCGUUGCAAGUUGGCGGUGGGUGAUCGGCCGGUUUAUGUGGCACGCAUCCCGCCCGCUUCGAUGGUCACGGCCUACCGGGAAGCCGGUCGUGUCCACAUGCACAACUCCCAGGGCCCUGGAGGGGCCGGCGAUGCGCUGUUGCCAAACAGGUACGCCGCGUCAUCCAUUGCCCCGGGCACUCUACAAGAGGCGGAGCCGGUCUUGCUGCUGCUGCGCUGUGUCUGCCGCCUUUGGGAUGCGCCUGCAGUGGCAGUGGCGGUCUGGUCCCUGGCAGCACUGAGCAGCUUCAUGGUGUUGAUCCAGCACCAGCGCCUAGCGGAGGCAGAGUUCUCUUCAGGCCGCCCGGUGCCACAACGGGCCCUACGUGCCACCUCGCUGACCACAACAUCCGAAGCGAUAGCGAGGCCCUUAGUCCAGGACGUGUCAAGCACCGAAGCUGACCAGGCGAUAAAAUUGGCCUUGGUCGCGCAGAUCAAAAUCGCUGACAACAUCUUGCAACAUCCCGAUGAGAUGCGGUACCGCAGGAUUUGGAAGCAGAAUCCCAUCUUCCGGGAGGCUAUGGUACAAAGUGGCCAUGAACAGGAAAUGCGAAAGUUGUUCUUUGAGGAACAGGGUGGUGAGGCGUGGGUCUUCAUAGAGAGCGCUGAGCACUUGGCCACACUGAAGGUGCAAAUUGCAGAGCUGCGGCAAAGCCUCCGCAUGCUGCAAGCGGAAAAAAAUGAAAAGCCGUGGUGCGUGGCGAUUUGCUGCAAGGCUUCGUUCAGCAUGACGAGCAAGCUGAAUCACUUGCUAACCGCUCGCCGCUCGAACUGUCAGAGCACUAUGAAGAAGCCAUCCACUCUGAAGGCAAUGGACACGGCGAGGUGCAAUGAUACCGUCGCGCAGUGCAAUCGGCAGCUAGAAGAUUACGAGCGGGAGACCCUUGGCUUGUUACUUAGCCGCCUUGCACAUGAAGCUUCUGCCGGCAAGAGUGCGUUAGUCCCGGAGUAG